This is a messenger RNA of Entamoeba dispar SAW760, 408 nucleotides long. RefSeq lists its product as uncharacterized. Lineage: Eukaryota; Evosea; Mastigamoebida; Endamoebidae. The record is from RefSeq and is a predicted model, not a curated record. The transcript has a single exon. The coding region runs from base 1 to 408 and encodes 135 amino acids.
AUGGAUAUGAUAGCAACUGGAUUAGAUGUAUUGGACAGAAUUGAAAAAAUUGAAAAGUUGAGAGAUGAAGUUCAAAAGAUUGUUGAUAUGAAUGAAAAAGUUAAACAAAACAAUGUCUACACUAUUGAAGAAGUUAUUAAAUACGCUAAAUUCAUUAGUGGAACUGUUGCACAACAACCUCCUUAUCCAAAAAUGCCUUCAUCUCUUCCUUAUCCUUAUCAUAUUCCUGUUAAUGUACCAACUGGUGUUGAUUUAUUGGAAAAUGCUGGUUGGAAUAGAGAUAUCACUGCAUAUAGUGAUUCUGAUGAAAGUAAAGAAGAACAACCAAAGAAAGAACCUGAAUUUGAAGUUGAUAAUGACAAUGAUCUUGUUCUUAUGGAAAGUAGUGUUUCUGAAGAAAUAUUGUAA